ACCCGGCAGAAAGCAAGCACUGACUGACGACACUUCCUCUCGUACUCGAGGUACUCAGCCACCCACAACGAGCAAGAUGGGCUUCGGGUGGAGUACGCACGCAGUGCUUCUGGUUCUGGUCUUGCCGGCUGUUCUGGGCUCCGUGUACCCCGAGCAGGUUCACCUGUCGUACACAGAUAAACCUAGCGAAAUGGUCGUGACAUGGGUGACCCAGGACAAGACUAAAGAAUCCAAAGUAAGGUUUGGUCAGUCAAGUCUGGAAUACACAGCAGAAGGACAUACGACUACCUUUGUGGACGGCGGUUCUCAGCAUCGUAAGAUAUACAUUCAUCGUGCCAGACUUCAUGGUCUGAAGCCAGGAGAGAGCUAUGUGUACGUGGUAGGAGGACCAGAAGGCUGGAGCAAGCAGUUUAACUUCAGGGCCAUGAAGGAUGGCAGUGACUGGAGUCCUAAGAUGAUGGUGUACGGCGACAUGGGCAGCAGGAACGACCGAGCUCUGCCUUACCUUCAACACAACGCACACACCGGACACUUUGAUGCUGUCCUGCACGUGGGGGACUUUGCUUAUGACAUGCACGACGAUGAUGCCAGGGUAGGAGAUGACUUCAUGCGACAGAUAGAACCCAUUGCUGCCUAUGUGCCCUACAUGACUUGUGUAGGAAACCACGAGAUUGCAUAUGACUUUGGCAACUACCGUCACCGGUUUACAAUGCCGGGUGGGGAUGGUACCGGAAUGUACUUCAGCUGGAACAUCGGCCCCGCCCACAUCAUCAGCUUCAACACAGAAGUGUACUACUACCAGUCUGCCACCCAGAACAACAUCAGACGACAGUAUGACUGGCUGCAGGAGGACCUUAGGAGAGCCAACCAGCCAGCCAACCGUAGAGAGAGGCCGUGGAUCAUCACCAUGGGACACAGACCCAUGUACUGCUCCAACGACGACGACGACGAGAUGUGCCGCAACCCCGCCAAUCCUAUACGCAAUGGCACCGCUGCCUUUUGGCCAAACCUGGAGGACCUGUUCUACAAAUAUGGAGUGGAUGUGGAGUUCUAUGCACAUGAACACUCCUACGAACGACUGCUGCCUGUGUACAAAGGAAAGGUGUGCGGGGGAAGCAGUGAACCUUACACCAACCCACGAGCACCAGUCCACAUCAUCACCGGCUCAGCGGGAGACAAAGAAGGUCAGGAUCGGUUCCAGUAUCACCCAGCAGCAUGGAGUGCUUUCCGUAGUGAUGACUACGGCUUCACCGUCAUGGACAUCGUCAACUCCACUCACCUGACUCUCCACCAGGUGUCAUCCGACAAGGGAGGACAGGUCAUCGACAGCAUGGUCCUCAUCAAGGAAAAACAUGGCGCUGGGUCCUACACGUGCGAGUAAGAGGAUCGCCAGAAAAUAAAGCAGAAAAGGGACAACUACACGUGGCAACAAAACCCCGGUCUACUCCAUAAAGAGCAUUCAGCUUAGAAACACAACAAAGAAAUGUAUUCCAGCCAAAGAUUGGUCCUCCAACAGCAGACAUGUUCUGGAAGCGUUUCAUGCAUGCUUACAGAAACUUUCUUAUAGAAAACUUACAUGCAGGACUGCGCAUGUCUUGCUCUUGGCAUCAUACAGAUAAAUGACAUUAAGACUUACUUUGUAAACUACACUCCGCCAAUCUCUGUGACAGGUGACAAUAAAUCUGGUUAGUAAAGCAA
This is a messenger RNA of Pomacea canaliculata, 1698 nucleotides long. Its product is annotated as acid phosphatase type 7-like. NCBI's taxonomy places the organism in Eukaryota, Metazoa, Mollusca, Gastropoda, Architaenioglossa, Ampullariidae. The record is from RefSeq and is a predicted model, not a curated record. Gene Ontology annotation, molecular function: metal ion binding; acid phosphatase activity.